GCUCUUUGAGGAACAGAGAGAGAGAGAGAGAUCUUUUCUUACAUUUGUUUUUUUUUUAAUCCAGUAAUUGCUCCUUCAUUAAAAGUCAGGAUGAAUGUUGUGCAGCUGGUGGCUUGUGGACUUAUCAUGAGUCUUGUGUUAGUCAGAACGGAGGCGAGACCCACAACACAGAGCCAGCACAAGGCUCUGGAAGCUUUGCUUGGGGAAGAGCUGGCAGAUUUUCUGGCUUCAGGUGAACGCAGAAUGCGGCUGCUGAGGGAACUUCGCACGGACACUCGCGCCAAGGGCAUGUGGGCACGCAUUGUAAAUGACCAGAAUGGCUCACGGAGGCACAAAUCUGGAACAAAGAAAGGAGCAAGCACCACCAGGAGCGGCUGCUUCGGACACAAGAUGGACAGAAUAGGCACCAUCAGCGGCAUGGGCUGCCAACCGGCGUAUUACCCGUCCACAAAUAACCUCUCCUGAGUAUUGCCAGGACAAUGAGGUUUUGGACAAUGUUGACUUUCUCCUUUUGAGGAAAAGCCUUAAAAAAAUAAAAAGAGCUGGAUUGUCGGUACGGAAAGCUGCCAAGAUUGAGCGCUAUGUGGAAAAAAAAAAUAUAAUCAUCAAAAACGUUUAAAAAAUCCACACAUCAUCAGUGACAUCACAAGAUGGCGGAUGACGGUGUAAAAAAAUGAGCGAAGCUGUAUAUUGUCGCUGCUGCUGUACAUUCAUGUACUUCAUUCCUGCAUAAAAUGUAUUUAUGUUAAAAAAACUAUUUAUAUGUUUAUAAAAAAAGAGAUAUUUAUAAAUGAAUUUUAUUUAUGUAACAUUUUCAAAUGAAUGCAAACUG
Messenger RNA from Neoarius graeffei (lesser salmon catfish), 832 nucleotides. RefSeq names its product natriuretic peptide C (gene nppc). NCBI's taxonomy places the organism in Eukaryota, Metazoa, Chordata, Actinopteri, Siluriformes, Ariidae. Gene Ontology annotation, biological process: receptor guanylyl cyclase signaling pathway; cGMP biosynthetic process. The transcript is spliced from 3 exons. The record is from RefSeq and is a predicted model, not a curated record. Gene Ontology annotation, cellular component: extracellular region. Bases 91 to 465 code for a protein of 124 amino acids. Gene Ontology annotation, molecular function: hormone receptor binding; hormone activity.